This is a messenger RNA of Anthostomella pinea, 2160 nucleotides long. Lineage: Eukaryota; Fungi; Ascomycota; Sordariomycetes; Xylariales; Xylariaceae. The record is from the annotation of a GenBank genome assembly.
AUGGUGGCAGACGACUCCAACAUGACGAACGGUGUGUCUUCCACCCGUCCUACCGAGAAACAGGCAUUCGAGGCCACGCCGCCAACGAAGCACAUCGAGCGCAUGCACCGCGCUGGAGAGGCGAAAGGCGAGGUCGGUAUCGCUCUCUCAGAGCUGUGGCUGGGACUUGCCGCACAAAAAGAUCACGACGGCCGCGUUAACAUUGCUUUCGCAUGCCACGACGGCACCUAUACCAUAGACUUUGCAGUACACCAGCUCAGCGUGAAGGAGCAGGAUGUCCGAGACAAGCAGGACAGCGAGUGUCCUACGAGCCUGCCAACCGACUCGGCGGGUCAGGCCACAGCGGUUGCCGAGUACGUAGUCUGCAAGAUCCGCAACUACUGCUCACAGAACUCGUACAAGUUCUUGGGCGCUGGUAUCUCGCAGGAGAUCAUCAAGCUCAGCCCGCGGGCACCGGCACGGCUAUGGGCCGAGCUCGAUAUUGUGCCCAUCGUCAUUAGGGAUGAGGAAGGCGGCAGCAUGGAAAGGGCGAAAGAAGUCGAUGCAGUACUAGGCGUAGACGAGCUCGCAGAUUCCAUGGCGAGGAAGUGUUUACAGUACUUCGGACCGAGCGGACAGCCACGAGUACAAGUCGGCUUCAGCAACAAAGUUGAGGUUGACCUAGACGGCCGUGCUCAACUCACAGCGCUCGAGCAAUACAAGUAUGCCGUGAACGAGCACACAUGGAGCGCAGCGUUGAAGUACGCCCAGUCCCUCAAGCAAGGCAAGAAGAAGUUCGCAUUCUUCUCUGCGACACCGCAAGGAGGUGGUGUAGCAUUGAUGCGACAUGCGCUGGUCCGCUUCUUCAGGCUGCUAGGUGUUGACUGCACAUGGUGGGUGCCGAAGCCCAAGCCUGAGGUCUUCCGUGUCACAAAGACCAACCACAACAUCCUCCAAGGCGUAGCAGACCCGAAAGAACGACUUACUAAAGACCACCAGAAGCUUAUUGAUGACUGGAUUAAGAACAAUGCAGAGCGCUUCUGGACCCGGAAAGGAGGCCCUCUGGCGCCUCGCUCCGAAGGCGGAGUCGACGUCGUCAUCGUCGAUGACCCACAGAUGCCUGGUAUCGUCGACAUCGCCAAGGCCCAGGACCCAGAUCGGCCAGUCAUCUUCCGCUCGCAUAUUCAAGUCCGCUCAGACCUUGUCGCGAAGCCCGAAACGCCUACUGCUGGUGUAUGGGAGUGGCUGUGGGUCAGCGCACAACACGCCGACCUCUUCAUCUCCCACCCCGUCUCAGCUUUCGUUCCGCAUACAGUCGAGAAGAACCGCUUAGGCUACAUGCCUGCAACAACUGACUGGCACGAUGGUUUGAACAAAGAGCUCAGCGAGUUCGAUACGCGAUACUACCUGCACGAGUUCAACACCGAGUGCCAACGCCAGCGCAUGACCACCCUCGCAUUCCCAAAACGCGAUUACAUCGUCCAGAUCGCACGAUUCGACCCUGCGAAGGGCAUUCCGGACGUCCUCGCCAGCUAUGCCGAGUUCAGGCGGAACUCAGACUUCUGCAAAAACAAGAACAAGGAUGAGACGCCACAGCUGGUCGUCUGCGGACACUACAGCGUGGACGACCCGGAUGGCGUGAUGGUGCUAAAUCAGACGCUCGAGCUGCUAGACACGAAGUACUCGGAUAUCAAGGAUAGCGUGGUGGUCAUGCGUCUGGGACCGACCGACCAACUGCUCAACGCCCUGAUGUCGAAUGCGAAAGUAGCGCUACAGCUCUCCACGCGGGAAGGUUUCGAGGUCAAGGUCUCCGAAGGCCUGCACAAAGGCGUUCCCAUGAUCGUGACGCAAGCCGGCGGUAUCCCGCUGCAGGUGCAACACGACAAGUCCGGAUUCUUGGUCGAGACGGGCGACUCGAGCGCAGUGGCGAAGUACCUGGAUGUGCUGUUUAGCGACAAGCAGAAGUACGAGACUAUGUCGCAGUUCGCGGCGAGCCACGUGAGCGACGAGGUAGGUACGGUGGGCAAUGCAGUGUGCUGGAUGUAUCUGGCGGAUAAGCUGAGCAAGCGGGGAGAGAAACUGGAGCCUAAUGGGAGGUGGAUAUGGGACCUGGCGAGGGAUGAGGCGGGCGAGUCGAAGGGGAGCAAGGAGGUGUGGUUGCCGAGGGAUUGGACGACGUAG